AUGUCUACCAUCACGUUGAAGGGCUACGGUCUGCAGGUCAAGCUGCCCAAUGGUCUGUCGGAAGAUCAAUUGUUGGCUUUCAAGCCGUUCAACAACUGGGUCAAGGGCCUCACCAAAUCACUGAGCCUGCAAGCCAAGAACAAGGAUCACCCAUUCCACCCGGACCCUUACCAGCUGCGCGCCAUCACCGUCCAAGCAUUUGACAUAUUCGGCUCCGGCCGCGUCGGCUUUCUGAAAGCCACGGCUGAUGUAAAGAACGGAACCGGGGAGACACUUCCAGCCAGCGUCUUCCUUCGCGGUCCCAGCGUCGGAAUGCUUGUCAUGCUCAUUCCCGACGAUACAUCGCCCGAGAGCGACGAGCGCUACGUCAUCUUGACCGUCCAGCCGCGCGUGCCCGUCGGCAGUCUGUCAUUUGUGGAACUGCCCGCAGGCAUGGUCGACGACAGCGGCAGCUUCGCCGGCGCGGCGGCAAAGGAGAUCAAAGAGGAGCUGGGCCUGGAGAUUCACGAGUCAAAGCUCACUUGUCUUAGCGAGCUUGCUGGCGCGGGAAGAUCCGCAGGCAACGAAGUCGACGAGGGCCUGGCGGAAGCCAUGUAUCCCUCGGCAGGCGGGUGUGACGAGUUCGUCACGCUGUAUAGUCACGAGAAAAGGAUCCCGCGCGGGCAGUUGGAGGAGUGGAGCGGCAAGCUGACGGGGUUGCGGGAUCACGGAGAGAAGAUCACACUUAAGCUUGUGGCCAUGAAGGACCUCUGGCGCGAGGGUGCAAGGGAUGCGAAAUGUCUCGCCGCACUGGCUCUAUGGGAGGGGCUCCAGCGCGAAGGCAAGUUAUAA
This is a messenger RNA of Colletotrichum spaethianum, 831 nucleotides long. RefSeq names its product nudix hydrolase 14, chloroplastic. NCBI's taxonomy places the organism in Eukaryota, Fungi, Ascomycota, Sordariomycetes, Glomerellales, Glomerellaceae. The transcript has 2 exons. Gene Ontology annotation, biological process: nucleoside phosphate metabolic process; ribose phosphate metabolic process. Bases 1 to 831 code for a protein of 276 amino acids. Gene Ontology annotation, molecular function: ADP-glucose pyrophosphatase activity; ADP-ribose pyrophosphatase activity. The record is from RefSeq and is a predicted model, not a curated record.